AUCCGCACACCGUGACAUCAUUGUCGUCUCUACGUACAUGAUGAGUCGAAUCUUUGAAUCUGCUACUCGUAUGAUGUCCGGGUUUCGCCAGAACGUUGCAUAUUAAGCCCGGAUGACAAACCGCUUACACGAUUCGCCCUGUACAAUCGCGGUAACAAUCCACGAAUCAGGCACAUCCUCUCGUAUGCUGCAUGAGGCAAUUACAAUGCUCACCAUGAUCGAUGCAGACACUUUGAAGUAUCGUAGUCUUCAAACCUACUGAUAUAGCACGAUGUAACCCGACAGCAAGUAUCAGGAACUCCUGUCAUCAUUUCGCGCUCAAACAACUAGGCAGCUUGUUCGGUUGUCCACUUCGUAUCAGGCGAGAAAGGUGCAUCGUAUUCAUGACAGAACUCCCCCAGAACUGGACCAACAUGGCCGACAUCGAAAACCCUGACCACCAUAGUCCUCACUCGCCGACAAGCUCAAGCUCCAGCGGCACGUUGUCUCGGAUUCAGUCAGUAGCAGACCUUGAAAAGGCCGAAACUGCCGCCGACAGGACAUACUUGCCAAUUACCACGUCGGCAUCCAAUGCCCGAACAGCGUCUCGAUCGAAUCUGGCGAAAACUCGUACGGGCACAUCGGUAACCGAUGGCUAUUCUUCCUACAAUUUAGUCGACCAUACGGACGACCAAGAUAAUGAUGCUCUCGCCGUGAAGCGCACUCCGACCGAUGCUUAUGAGGUUCGAUGGGAUGGAAAGAGUGAUCCGCUCUCACCACGUAACAUGAGCUUUGCUCGGAAGUGGUUGAUCACGAGUAUUCUCUCGUUUUCUUCUUUCCUAGUUACUUGCACAUCAUCCAUAUAUACUCUCACGUACGACCAACUCAUCGACCACUUUCACACCUCAAGAGAAGUCGCUACUUUGGGCUUGUCAUCCUUCGUUAUUGGCCUCGCACUUGGGCCUAUGUUCCUGGCUCCUCUUUCCGAGUUCUAUGGCCGCAAACCAAUUUAUGUCCUCUCGAUGGUCAUGUUCACAAUCUGGCUGAUUCCCGAAGCGGUUGCUCAGGGGAUGGCGACCAUGAUUGUUGGCCGGUUCUUCGACGGCUUUGCAGGCAGUGCUUUCCUCGCCGUCGCAGCCGGUUCGAUCGUGGACAUGUUCGAACCGAGCCAGAUCGCCUUUCCUAUGAUGAUAUUCAGUGCAGCGCCGUUCCUGGGUCCUGCGGCGGGGCCGAUCAUAGGUGGCUUCAUCAAUCAAUUUGCAUACUGGCGAUGGACCUUCUACACUCUACUCAUCUGGUCGGGUUGUUUGACUGCAGCCGUAAUCCUGGUCGUGCCCGAAACCUACCCAAAGGUCCUGCUCAAGCGAAAAGCUGCAAGCAAACGGAAGGAAUCCGGCAACGAGCGAUGGUGGGCUCCCAUCGAAAAGAAUGACGCUUCCGUACUGCACACCGUGCUCCAUUCGUGCGUGACACCGUGUAAACUCCUCAUCCUCGAGCCGAUGUGUCUGCUACUCUGUCUCUACUCGGCAAUCCUGCUGGGCAUCGUCUACCUCUUCUUCGGCGCCUUUCCGCUCGUCUUCCAAGCCAACCACGGCUUUCAACUUUACCAAGUCGGCCUCUCCUUCUGCGGUCUGGGAGUCGGCAUGAUCGUGGGCGUCCUGACAAACCCAUUCUGGCACAAGAACCACGCCCGCCUGGUCGCCAAGUACGAGGAAGAGACGGGUCAAAAGGGUGUCAAGCCCCCACCAGAGUUUCGACUACCACCUGCUAUGCCAGGCGCAUUCUUAGUUCCUAUCGGCCUCUUCUGGUUCGGCUGGACCACGUAUUCGAGCGUCCACUGGGUCGUACCAAUUAUUGGGAGUGGCGUUUUUGGGACAGGUGUCUUCCUUGCCUUCACUGGCGUUCUGACAUUCCUCGUCGAUGCUUACGCCAACUAUGCAGCCAGCGCAGUCGCAGCAAACGUGCUCGUCCGCCUCAUCUUCGCUGCAGCAUUCCCACUGUUCGGAACUCAAAUGUACGAAAACCUAGGCUUCCAAUGGGCGUCUUCCCUUCUGGCCUUCCUGGCUCUCGCUUGCUUACCAAUGCCGUAAGUCGUCGACGUUAUCAUCAGCAUUGCUGACAAUGUGCCCUGUGCCCUGUGGCCGCGUACUUACCUUUCUCGACAGAUUCCUCUUUUUCAAGUAUGGCAAGAAGAUCCGGGCAAAGAGCAGGUUUACUACUACGGAGGAUGAGUCGUGAUGCUUCCAGAAUAUCUGUCGCUCAUGUUGACGCUUGACGCCGGACGCGGGACGCAUGACGCCAUGUGAUGGUCAAACCCGCAGGCCAGACUAGGGCAAAGCUCAUCUUGUCUCAUGUGUUGUCAUAGGCCUGCGAACCCUUGUACGAUUGGGAUGGAAUGAAAUAGCCUGGCAUUAUAUCUUUGCCCUAAAGACUGGACGUAUUGGCUGUCUCGUAAAGGAUAAGGUCCCGGGAAAACACUCGUCUAGCGAAAUAUCAUCAUUUUGUCUACCCGAAGACAAAGAUUUCUUU
Molecule: messenger RNA, 2508 nt
Organism: Exophiala xenobiotica
Lineage: Eukaryota; Fungi; Ascomycota; Eurotiomycetes; Chaetothyriales; Herpotrichiellaceae
Exons: 7
Coding region: 384-2069 (561 amino acids)
Biological process (GO): transmembrane transport
Cellular component (GO): membrane
Molecular function (GO): transmembrane transporter activity
Source: RefSeq, a predicted model, not a curated record